Botrytis sinoallii is the source of this 1290-nucleotide messenger RNA. RefSeq lists its product as uncharacterized. NCBI's taxonomy places the organism in Eukaryota, Fungi, Ascomycota, Leotiomycetes, Helotiales, Sclerotiniaceae. The transcript is spliced from 5 exons. The coding region runs from base 1 to 1290 and encodes 429 amino acids. The record is from RefSeq and is a predicted model, not a curated record. Gene Ontology annotation, molecular function: DNA binding.
AUGGAAGCCGAUUCAGAACAACAGUUGGCAGAAACAGCUGUGCGUUGGCAUUGGAGCUUGCCGGAGGAAGAAUGUCUAGCUCGGCUCGUCAAUAAACACAAGAAAAAAGCUGAAGACGGUGAAACUCAUACAGGAAAUCUCUUUGACGAGGUAGCCAUCGAACUCAAUGGACUGGGAUUUGGCAUAGAAAGAACUGGUGGUGCAUGUGCCAGUAAAUGGCGUCGAAUGAGCGAUAACCAAUCAAAGCUGCGUGGCAACACAUUGUUAAAUGGCUCGAAUUGGGAUUAUGACUUUGAUGACACUGGAGACUUUAUCACAGAUGAAGAUGAAGUUGACAAAGGUCCCAAUAGCAUGAUUGAUAAAAAACCAGAAGAUAAAGUCAAAGGUUAUUUUAGAUCUUCAGAUGCUUGUCAUCACUAUUGGAAUACCACAGGUCGCGAGUUGUGGGACUAUGAUGAGCGAAUUGUUGGAGAUUUCAAGACGAAUGAUGCACGCAAUGCAAAGGACAUAAACUCUUCCUUCAAGACCAAUGAAAGAGCAGUUGGGGACGUCAAGAAGUCAAAAAGAUUUACACCUAGCCAGAUAAGUGAACUGAGUCAAUUAGCUAAAGAAACACUCAAUCCAUCCACGGAGCAAAAGGAGAAAGUUGCGAAGGAUCAUGGCAUCAGUAUUUUCCAAGUUUCGACCUAUUUCGCAAAUAAGAGAUCCACCCAAAAGAAGGAAAUGGCAAAAAACGCGUUAGACCACGAAAAUUCCAAACGGAAGCAGUCUGGAAGACUGGAAGCAGAGUUCGCUGAUGGUAACGAGUCGACUGUUGCUCGAGCAGAUGAUGUUUUGAGGGACACAAAGAAACUCAGACUGUCAAGUUCCUCCCACAUAGCAUUUAAUAAUGAUGAGAAGAGUGCUAAGCUACCAUCAGGUAUCGAACAAGAUUAUAUUCGUAAGCAUUCUGCCUCACCACCAUUUCCAAGCCCCACGAGACUGUACCCACCCGACAAAGACUUUAUUGGAUCGAAUGCCCCUAUCGAAAUCAACGGUUCACCUAUGCGCCCCACAAGCACCAUGAAAGAUGCACCGAAUUCAGAUGACGAGGCUGGGUUCAAAGAGAUGCAAGAAAUGGUGCUCGUUCAGCGUCGCAGAAUCGAGGAAAGAAUUUCAGCAUCGAUCGAUAGACGAAAGCAACUGGAAUUGGAAACAAUUAGACAUCAAACCAGUGCGGAUAUGGGGCGAGAGGCGGCGAAGGAACCCAGAAAAAAGUUGACGAGGAAUUCAAGGUCGAGGCUCGAUUGA